This is a messenger RNA of Coniosporium apollinis CBS 100218, 1191 nucleotides long. Its product is annotated as CMGC/GSK protein kinase. Gene Ontology annotation, biological process: protein phosphorylation; signal transduction. The record is from RefSeq and is a predicted model, not a curated record. The transcript has 7 exons. The coding region runs from base 1 to 1191 and encodes 396 amino acids. Gene Ontology annotation, cellular component: cytoplasm. Gene Ontology annotation, molecular function: protein serine/threonine/tyrosine kinase activity; ATP binding; protein serine/threonine kinase activity. NCBI's taxonomy places the organism in Eukaryota, Fungi, Ascomycota, Dothideomycetes.
AUGUCAUCGAAUCGGCCGUCGGCGUUCUCGAGCCUGCGCAUGGGUGAGGUAAUCCGGGAAAAGGUGCAGGACGGCCUAACAGGCGAGUACAAGGAUUUGGCAUACACGCAAUGCAAAAUCGUCGGUAAUGGGUCCUUCGGUGUGGUCUUCCAGACCAAGCUCUCACCCAGCGGCGAGGAUGCCGCCAUAAAGAGGGUCCUGCAAGACAAGCGGUUCAAGAACCGAGAGCUCCAGAUAAUGCGCAUCGUCAGGCAUCCAAAUAUUGUGGAGCUCAAGGCCUUCUUCUACAACAACGGCGAACGGAAAGACGAGGUGUAUCUUAACCUGGUGCUUGAGUUCGUUCCUGAAACAGUCUACCGCGCCUCAAGAUACUUCAACAAGCUCAAGACAGUCAUGCCGACACUCGAAAUCAAGCUCUACAUCUACCAGCUCUUCCGCUCCCUAGCCUACAUCCACUCGCAGGGCAUCUGCCACCGAGACAUCAAGCCGCAGAAUCUCUUGCUAGACCCGAACACCGGCGUCCUGAAGCUAUGCGACUUUGGGAGUGCCAAGAUUUUGGUGGAGAACGAGCCGAACGUUUCGUACAUCUGCUCGCGGUAUUACCGGGCGCCCGAGCUCAUCUUCGGCGCGACGAACUACACAACCAAGAUUGAUGUGUGGUCCACUGGCUGCGUAAUGGCAGAGCUGAUGCUCGGGCAGCCAUUAUUCCCCGGCGAAUCAGGCAUCGACCAAUUGGUUGAGAUCAUCAAAGUGCUGGGGACGCCCACUCGCGACCAGAUCCGAACCAUGAACCCGAACUACAUGGAGCACAAGUUCCCACAGAUCAAGCCGCACCCCUUCAACAAGGUGUUCAGAAAGGCUGAUCCCAACGCCAUUGAUCUCAUUUCGCGCCUCCUCGAAUACACGCCUACCCAGCGCCUUUCAGCAAUUGACGCCAUGGUGCAUCCUUUCUUUGACGAGCUCAGAGACCCAAACACCAAGCUUCCAGACUCUCGACACGCGAAUGGCGGUGCCAAGGAUCUCCCGAAUCUUUUCGACUUCUCGCACCACGAGCUCUCCAUUGCACCACACCUCAACCGGCAGCUCGUGCCCCCUCACGUGCGCGCGCGCUUGGCUUCGCAAGGCCUAGACAUCGACUCUCCUAAUUUCAAGCCUCUCUCGAAAGACGAAAUGAUUGCCAGACUGGACUAA